Messenger RNA from Trichoderma aggressivum f. europaeum, 3531 nucleotides. RefSeq lists its product as uncharacterized. Gene Ontology annotation, molecular function: CC tRNA cytidylyltransferase activity; RNA binding; ATP:3'-cytidine-cytidine-tRNA adenylyltransferase activity. Lineage: Eukaryota; Fungi; Ascomycota; Sordariomycetes; Hypocreales; Hypocreaceae. The coding region runs from base 1 to 3531 and encodes 1176 amino acids. The record is from RefSeq and is a predicted model, not a curated record. The transcript has 5 exons. Gene Ontology annotation, biological process: tRNA 3'-terminal CCA addition.
AUGGCCUCUAGCAUAUACUGGACCCGUGCCAACAUCAACUCUUCUCAUCAGAAUUGCGGCAUACUUUGUUUCGGGAAAAAGCUGGCCCCACGAUUCUCAUCAUCUUUGAAUUGGUCCAUAGUGAAAAAUAGAGCAGCAAUUGGGACAUUUGGGAACCCCAUUGCUCGCAGCUUUUCUUCGCCCACCGCGGGCCGAGCGAAGAAGCAAAAACUUGAUCGGGAUGUCAUUGUAUCCGUUCUAGAGUCAUCCGCCACGAGGCGAGAUGCCAAAGGCUAUCUUCAAAAAUAUGCUCUACUACCAAAGCCCACCUCUACAGCUGGAGCAUCGAAGCAAGUUGAGCAUCAGCACAAACCUCUCUCAAAACAGCUUCAGGUCCAACGGCCCUUUGAUGUAGCCAUUGUGGUCCUGCGGAACCCGCAGAAACUACAGCCAGACACAAUAAACGGAAUAGCCAAGACCCUAACCCAGCUUCGGGUUCUUGGCCUUUUGAGCGUCGUCGUUGUGGAUUGUGAUGUAGGAGAGAGUCGUUCCACCUUUCAAAACGAGGCUUUGAGGCUCUGUGAGGCCGUCGAUUCGUUUGGUAAACCAGGCGCCAGACUGGUUGAACAAGUACUUGUCGGUACAUCCCAUUAUCAUGGGGCUUCGCCCUCUCCUUUUUGGGAUGAUAUAUAUGUUCACGAUUAUGGUAUCCUCAAUCGGGCACUUCAACACAACAUGAUCACGGUGAUUCCAUCUCUUGCGCGGAACGAUGAGAUUACUUCCCCCGCGCCUGCUGAUGCUCAAAGAACUUCCCUUGCACUGACGAGAUACUUUACGGGAAUCCAGUUCGAGCAAGAUCGCGAUCACAGUCAGAAUGGGAGUCUUGGGCAGGGCGCUGAACCGCUUGCUUCUGUCGAGAGAGUCAUUAUCCUGGAUGCAUUCGGAGGUACUCCUGUGCCUGGUCGUCCCGGCGUCUGUCAGCGAUUUGUUAAUCUCGAGCAAGAAUAUGACACGCUCCAGAGUUAUCUGAAGGGUGAUGAAAGAUCAUCAAAACCGGAAAACAGUCUAUCCGAGGAGGCAAAUAGAUCCCAUGCCAAAAACAUCAAGUUAGCAAGGGAUACCCUCUCUCUUUUACCAGAAACAGCUUCCGUUCUCAUAACUACCCCCUUCGCUGCGGCCAACACAUCAUCUACCUCUUCGUCUCCGGGGCUUUCCCCAAUACGAAACGGCGAGUAUCAAUUUGGGUUUGAUGGGAUGGUCACGACUCGCAGAAAACAAAAUCCCCUGCUUCACAAUCUCCUCACUGACAAGCCGGUGUUCUCCCCGUCGUUGCCCCUCCAGCGCAUUCACUCUCCGGAUUCGGCAUAUUUGAACACGACAGAGUCGAAUGAUGCAACUCUUGUCAAACGAGGCAUGCCACUAGCCAUCUACCCCGAUCCAAGAAGGGCGCCAUGGAGUCCUCCGGCUCCUGGGGAGCGACGUCUGCAGCUGUCAGACAAGGAGAUCGAUUUGAAGCGACUUGUCACUCUGAUUGAGGAUUCUUUCGGCCGCAAGCUGGACGUGGAUGAUUACCUGCGGCGUACGAAAGAAAACCUGGCCGGGGUCAUCAUUGCGGGAGAAUACGAAGGAUGUGCCAUUUUGACCUGGGAGAAACCCAAUGACAUUGACCCUCAAGCAGCCUAUGAGCAGGGGCGCUUCGUUCCAUAUCUCGACAAAUUCGCCGUCCUCCGGAGCCGUCAAGGCAGUGGGGGGGUUGCCGACAUCAUAUUCAACGCCAUGGUCCGAGACUGUUUCCCUGACGGCGUGCUUUGGAGGAGCAGAAAGGAUAACCCCGUCAAUAAAUGGUAUUUUGAGCGGUCGGUAGGGACCACAGAGGAUAAUGUAACCGCGCAUUUUAUGUUGUCGCGACUAUAUGGCCCUCGCCUCAUGAUGAAGAGGAAACUCAGCGCAUUCCUGGGAGACACAGCUUUAAACACCACCAUGUCGACAAACAGAUCGGUCCAGCUCACCCAGCGGGAGCAGCAGCUCCGGUUUCUCCUCGUAAAUGUCGCCAAAUUCAUCGAUACGACGGUGAAGCUCGGCCAGCCGCUGGUAUUGCGUUGGGCAGGAGGUUGGGUGCGGGAUAGGCUUUUGGGAACAGAGAGCCACGACAUUGACGUGGCAAUUAAUGCCAUGACCGGACAGCAAUUUGCACAGCAUCUUUCAGAGUAUUGCCAGCAACCUGACGCCGCUCAGACUCAUGGAUUUGCUCCCGGAGAUAUCGGUAGGCUUCAUCACAUCGCAAGCAAUCCAGACAAGUCCAAGCAUCUUGAGACUGCCAUGAUCAAGUUGUUUGGUAUGGACUUGGAUUUCGUCAAUCUUCGCAAAGAGACAUAUGCCGAAGAUAGUCGCAAUCCUCAGAUGGAGUUUGGAACUGCAGAGGAAGAUGCUCUGCGUCGUGACGCCACUAUAAAUGCCCUAUUUUAUAACUUGCACACGGAGCAGAUUGAGGAUUUUACUGGCGGAAUCCGUGAUAUGGAUGCCAAGACAAUUCGAACCCCCUUGGAGCCUUUCCAGACGUUUAUGGACGACCCUCUUAGAGUACUGCGCCUAAUUCGGUUCGCUUCUCGGUUAGGUUUUACCAUAGACGCAGAGUCAGAAAAGUUUAUGAGUGAUGAGAGGGUACUUGAGGCUCUCCGGAAAAAGAUCAGCCGCGAAAGGGUUGGCGUCGAGCUGGAAAAGAUGUUGAAAGGCAAAACCCCCCGAGUGGCCCUGGAGCUGAUAGAUCGCCUUGGUCUCUACCAGGCCAUCUUCAGUGAUCCGCUGCAAGGAAAUACAACGAUGCCUGACAUAUCUAGAUGGCACGUUUCGUAUAGCUGCCUCGAAGAAUUACUGCAGAAUCGCGAUCCUGGUUCGAUAUGCCAAAUCUUGGUUGACGACGAGGAGAGCACAUACCUGGCGUGGAAUCUCGCUGCUGUUAGCCCCUGGAUCCCUGUAGAAGAUCGAUCUGGACGCAAGCAGAAGGCGAAUGCUCUCCCUCCGGUUGGUAUCAUUGCUCGUGAAGGUUUCAAAGCCUCGAAUAAGCUCACGACCAUCAUGGGAGCCUGUCACAAACAUCGUGCUGAGAUACUGGAACUGAAGAAGGCGGUAUGUGAAUCUGCACCGAAAAUACACGAACGAGACACGUUCGGUAUGGCCAUCAGAAAGUGGGAAGCGGUGGGUGGAAAUUGGAAGCUUCAGGUCUUGGGAGUGAUACUGGCCGAUGCCAUGGAGCAGCUAGAGGACUUUCCUGCAGGGGAUAACAAAGACCGGGAUGAAUUUAUUCGAGGAUGGGACAAAUUCCUCAAACACCUCGCCGAGCUUGAUGUCUACGACGCUCCAAACCUGAAACGUCUUAUAGAUGGCCGCGCUCUAGCUAAAGCACUGGGCAUCUCACCAGGCGUCUGGACGGGCAAAGCUUUAGAUAUAUGCAUGGCUUGGCAGCUACGAAACCCUGGCGAAACGAAUCCCGAGGGGGCUGUACAGGCUGUAAGGGAUAAAUCCCAAGAACUUGGCAUAACACUACCAGAGUAG